This is a messenger RNA of Miniopterus natalensis, 1319 nucleotides long. It is a transcript of the gene PPIL3, whose product is annotated as peptidylprolyl isomerase like 3. Gene Ontology annotation, cellular component: catalytic step 2 spliceosome. Gene Ontology annotation, biological process: protein peptidyl-prolyl isomerization; protein folding. The record is from RefSeq and is a predicted model, not a curated record. Lineage: Eukaryota; Metazoa; Chordata; Mammalia; Chiroptera; Miniopteridae. Gene Ontology annotation, molecular function: peptidyl-prolyl cis-trans isomerase activity.
AGAGUAGUUCCGGGCUGGGAUUCCUGACCUAGUGGAAUUAGUGAAAGAGCUCCUUUUCACUGUCUGAAGUGUUCCGGGUGGGAUCUAAGUGACGUUGUCUUCCUAGUUCUAGUCGUUUUGCUGUGCGAUAGGGAGGGGGGCGGAGAAGGCGAGCCUGCGAGGGCGUUCUCGCUAAUGGGUUGCGCGCUCGGCUUCCGGUGGCCUGAAGAAACUAAGUUGGAAUCUACAGAGCGGUGGCGGGCGCCCGCACUUGUCUGACUCGACCGGCGCUGCGCUGACCGAAGCGUCCGGAUUCAUUCUCGGACUUCUUUCAAUAAGACUGUGAGAAAUAACAGUAACCAUCAAGAAGGAAAAUGUCGGUGACACUGCAUACGGAUGUAGGUGAUAUUAAAAUAGAAAUCUUCUGUGAGAGGACACCCAAAACAUGUGAAAAUUUCUUGGCUCUCUGUGCCAGUAAUUACUACAAUGGCUGUAUAUUUCAUAGAAAUAUCAAAGGUUUCAUGGUUCAAACAGGAGACCCCACAGGUACUGGAAGAGGAGGUAACAGUAUCUGGGGCAAGAAAUUUGAGGAUGAAUACAGUGAAUAUCUUAAGCACAAUGUUAGAGGUGUUGUAUCUAUGGCUAAUAAUGGCCCAAACACCAAUGGAUCACAGUUUUUCAUCACCUAUGGCAAGCAGCCACAUUUGGACAUGAAGUACACAGUAUUUGGAAAGGUAAUAGAUGGUCUGGAGACUCUAGAUGAAUUGGAGAAGUUACCAGUAAAUGAGAAGACAUACCGACCUCUUAAUGAUGUACACAUUAAGGAUAUAACUAUUCAUGCCAACCCAUUUGCUCAAUAGCUAUAAUGGACAUGGACAAAUACUUGGCACAGUAUUUGAGGAACACACCUAUUGUUGUUUAUCCAGUUUUAAUUAUGUCAGAGAUUGCAUCAUCCUGCUUGUUUACAACUAAGAUCUCCUGAGUUAGUGGUACCAAAGGGAACCAAAUAGCUUUUACUCCCAUUCUUGAGCAUAUUCUUUUCUAUAACUAUUAUCCAAUGUGUUUAAUUUUCUAAACAUGUUUAAUUUUUGUUACAUAGAAACAUUCAUUUUUAAAUGCUGAGCCUCAUAUCAGUCAUUUUUGAGCACCCUAAUUAUAAACUCCUACUAUAUCUAGACCACAUCAUGGAAGUAUUAUUUUCCAUAGUUGUUCACUUUGUGCAGCUAGAGAGAGGAAGGGCAAGAUAAAGAGAUGGUAUAGAGGCUAGCCAAUGUAUUUGCUAUUUUCUUUGGUCUUUAGAUUUAUAAUAAAGGCUCAGAGAUAUCCUAGAGUCCAGUAAA